This is a messenger RNA of Xenopus laevis (African clawed frog), 2911 nucleotides long. It is a transcript of the gene pcbp1.S, whose product is annotated as poly(rC) binding protein 1 S homeolog. The record is from RefSeq and is marked provisional. Gene Ontology annotation, molecular function: nucleic acid binding; RNA binding. Lineage: Eukaryota; Metazoa; Chordata; Amphibia; Anura; Pipidae.
GAGGCCACCUGCCUGAUCACAGACCAAACUUAUGUGACAUCCGAUGCUGAUGGGAAGUGUAGAGAGAUUCUAAUGACAGCUGAGUGGUUUUAAUCUGGAGAAGCCCAGCAAUUUGAGUCUAUAAUCCAGCUUUCCUUGCUUCACUGAAACAACACACAUUUAAUAUGAAAGCUGAUUGUUAACCUUACUACGACCUUCCCACCAAAGUGUCCAUCAAAGAAAGAAGACCCUGCAAGAAUUUUGGUUUCGAUUUAGUACAAGACGACCACACAGUGAGAGUUUUUUUGCUGCUGAAACAUGGAAGCCAAAGUGUCAGAAGGAGGUCUAAAUGUAACACUGACUAUCCGCCUACUAAUGCAUGGCAAGGAAGUUGGAAGCAUUAUUGGCAAGAAAGGAGAGACUGUGAAGAAAAUGAGGGAAGAGAGUGGAGCUCGUAUUAACAUCUCAGAAGGGAACUGCCCAGAGAGGAUUGUAACAAUUACAGGACCCACAGAUGCAAUAUUCAAGGCCUUUGCAAUGAUUGCUUAUAAGUUUGAGGAGGACAUUAUUAACUCAAUGAGUAACAGCACUGCUACCAGCAAGCCACCUGUCACUUUGCGAUUGGUGGUACCAGCAAGCCAAUGUGGAUCCUUAAUUGGGAAAGGUGGCUCUAAGAUCAAAGAGAUCAGAGAGUCCACAGGAGCCCAAGUGCAGGUGGCUGGUGACAUGCUGCCGAAUUCUACUGAGCGGGCAGUGACUAUUUCUGGCACCCCUGAUGCCAUCAUCCAGUGUGUGAAGCAGAUAUGUGUGGUGAUGUUAGAGUCCCCACCAAAAGGUGCCACAAUCCCUUACCGUCCAAAACCCGCCUCCGCCCCUGUCAUUUUUGCAGGUGGUCAGGCCUAUUCUAUCCAAGGACAGUACGCCAUUCCUCACCCUGAUGUAUGGAUGCCAGUCCCCAGGCAAGUACUCAUGAACUCACCAUACCCAAUGAUCUAAUAGGCUGCAUAAUCGGACGCCAAGGGACCAAAAUCAAUGAAAUACGACAGAUGUCUGGAGCACAAAUCAAAAUUGCCAGCGCCAUGGAAGGGUCAGCAGAGCGUCAGAUCACCAUCACUGGGAGCCCAGCUAAUAUCAGCCUUGCACAGUACCUCAUCAACGCCAGGCUGACAUCGGAGAUUACUGGGAUGGGCGCGCUGUAACUUGGCCUUGAGUCCUCUUUCUCUGACCCUUUCUGACCACUGACGACUGUACAAGCAUCAGAUUUAAUGCUUUACUCUACUUCAUCUCCCCGUCAAAAUGACCUUCACUUGUGUUAUAAAUGCAGGUUACACACCAAAGCUGCUUACUGAAACAUUAUAUAUAUAUAUAUAUAUAUAUAUAUAUAUAUAUAUAUAUAUAUAUAUAAUGGUAUAGUAGAACCGGCACUCACCCUCAAAACAUCAAGCCCCGGGUGCUACUUCAAGGGUUUGCAUAUUGGAUCAUUUAAGAGCACUCACGGGUGUUGUGAAAAAUACUUUUUUAUUGGAGUGUUACAAUCUACCCCACAUCAAUAGAUGUGGGGUAGAUUGUAACACUCCAAUAAAAAAGUAUUUUUCACAACACCCGUGAGUGCUCUUAAAUGAUCCAAUAUAUAUAUAUAUAUAUAUAUAUAUAUAUAUAUAUUGUUACCAUUUAUUUACUAAACUCAUUAUUUGUUUUAUAUUUUACACAUUUUAGUGCACCAGAAGCUUAUACAUUAAUUGAAUGCUUUUAUCGAAACCUCUUAUUAGAGACUCACACAUGACCCUAUGUUGGACUUAUACUAAUGAAAUAUAUAAAUGCUUUAAAUAUUUUAUACCUGCAUUUAGCUCAGGCACUGACACAAAGAUGUCAGUGGUUUAUCCUCCUACUGAUGUUACAGUGGGCAUGGGUGACACUGCUAAAUACAGCAUAAAGACACACAUUUGCAGGGCACAAUGAAAUAAUGAAUGUAGUCUCCCAGCUCCAUUUCAGUGUUGCUGUGUGCAUAAGCGAUGCCAGUAUGGACAGAUUAAGAGGCAGCAGGAUUUUUCUCAUUCAAUACCCUUAUGCCCGAAUUGCAUUUUGUGUAUGAGAUUUGCAUGUACACAGAUCAUGGGCUCUGCAUGUAAUUCAGGCUGUGGUUACAUUUAUACAGGCCUAGCAUGUUCAUUGUAGAAUAAAUGUGAGCAAUAUGCUUCUUUUGAGCACAUACAGGAGCCUGGCUAAUAUAGCAUGAUUGCUUCUUAAAUGUACAUUGCGCACUAAGAAAUGCAAUGUUUUUACUCAUCUCUACACUAAAAAAAAAGCAGGUGGCAGUCACAUACUAAGCAGUGUAUAUUUUAGGGUUCUGCCACAUAUUCACCAGUAAUAAUUUCCUAUAAAAGCUGUUGGAUACAGAAUUUAUUUCUAUCAGUUCUUUUUUCUUUAUACAUGACACCCCCCGGGGACUAUACAAACAGUUACUACUCUGUCAAAUUUUCCAGCUGUAAAUAUCCUCCCCACCAGCUCAGAGAAUAUCACCCUGAAGGUCUUUCCAAGCUUCUAUCCACAAUAUUUACUCCCAUAUACCCCCCUCGUGUACAUAAAACACUUAACUCAUAAGUAUAGGUACUCCUAUCCUUCAAUAAACCACAUAUCCUUCAAUAAACCACAUAUAUCAUACAGCACCUUCUAUCCUGGUCAUUCUCCCCCUGUAUAUAUAGGAGGUUACUUCCCUCUGAUCCCUGCAUAUUUCUUAAUUUAGUGUGUUAUGUUUAAUUGCUGGAGAAGCAUGGGCUUCUGGUGUUUUUCUUGUGGAAUUGAUCUUAGUUUAUUAAAGGAUGAAAUGUACAGUAAUGUCUUCUUGCUAGUGUGAGAUUAAUCAUGUGAAUUCAGUUGAUGAACUAUUUAUUCAAAGUCUGAUGAUAUAUAUAUAUUAUACUAUUUGUGCUCA